GAAACAAAAAAGCGUUGACGACAAAAGCACAUAAGCUAAGCGAAAGGGCCAACCCAAGAUAGGGGAACUCGUUAUCAACUGAAACUCCAACGACGACCACUUCCUCGUUCUCACCACCGUUUCUAACGCACACUCUUUCUCUUUGCUAUCUCCUCCGUUAAUCUCUCUCUCUCACACACAUACACUAACUAUCUAACUAACCAUCAUGAGUCCCUACAUUUUCGGUGUCAUAAUCCCUCUCCUCGUCACCCUUCUCCUCCGCAACUCAAAGGAUCCAAAACGACGCGGCGUUCCGGUCCAAGUGGGGGGCCAACCCGGUCUGGCACUCCGCAACCGCCGGUUCCAGUCACCGGUUGAGAGCGCGUGGGAAGGCGUCACCACACUCGCCGAGCUGUUCGAGGAGGCCUGUAGGAGGCACGCGCAGAGGCUCCUUCUGGGGACACGGAGCGUGCUGUCCAGGGAAGUAGAGACUAGCCAUGACGGCAGGUCGUUUGAGAAGCUUCACUUGGGGGAUUACCAGUGGCUCUCAUACGACAAAGUCUUCCAUGGCGUUUCGAGCUUCGCCUCUGGCUUGGCUUACCUUGGACAUGUCAGGGAAGAGCGUGCUGCUAUCUUCGCUGACACGCGCCAAGAGUGGUUCAUUGCGCUUCAGGGUUGUUUCAGACGCAAUGUAACAGUUGUGACUAUAUAUGCAUCAUUGGGAGAGGAAGCUUUAUGUUACUCAUUGAAUGAGACAGAGGUUACAACAGUGAUUUGUGGACAAAAAGAAUUGAGAACACUUGUAAAUAUUAGCGGACAACUAGACACGGUGAAACGUGUCAUAUGCAUGGAUGAUAAUAUCCCCUUUGAUGCCUCAUCUGUUGCAAAUGGCUGGACAAUCACUUCCUUUGCUGAGGUUGAGAAACUUGGUAGGGAAAAUCCUGUUGACGCUGAUUUACCUCUUCCAGCAGAUGUUGCAGUUAUAAUGUAUACAAGUGGAAGUACAGGAUUACCUAAGGGUGUGAUGAUGACACAUGGGAAUGUCUUGGCUACACUCUCUGCUGUGAUGACUAUUGUUCCUGACAUUGGGAUAAAGGAUAUAUAUCUAGCGUACUUACCCAUGGCUCAUAUCCUUGAAUUAGCUGCUGAGAAUUUGAUGGCAGCUGUUGGAGUUCCCAUAGGAUAUGGAUCUCCUUUGACUCUGACUGAUACAUCAAACAAGAUAAAAAAAGGAACAAAGGGGGAUGCUACUGCACUGAUGCCAACUUUAAUGGCAGCUGUACCAGCAAUUCUUGACCGUGUUCGUGAUGGAGUGUUCAAGAAGGUAAAUGCAACAGGAGGAUUACCAAAGAAGUUAUUUCAUUUAGCCUAUGCGCGAAGGUUGCAUGCAAUUAAUGGUAGUUGGUUUGGAGCUUGGGGCUUGGAAAAGGCUCUUUGGAAUUUUCUUGUGUUUAAAAAGGUCCGAGCAAUUCUGGGUGGUCGUAUCCGGUUUAUAUUGUCCGGUGGUGCUCCCCUUUCUGGUGAUACCCAGAAAUUCAUCAAUAUUUGUCUUGGUGCUCCAAUAGGUCAAGGAUAUGGUCUUACAGAGACUUGUGCUGGUGGAACAUUCUCUGACGUUGAUGAUACAUCUGUUGGCCGUGUUGGACCACCUCUUCCUUGUUCAUUUAUUAAGCUAAUCGACUGGCCUGAAGGUGGAUAUUUAAUCAAGGACUCGCCGAUGCCCCGUGGUGAAAUUGUAAUUGGUGGUCCAAAUGUCACUCUUGGGUACUUCAAAUAUGAAGAAAAGACAAAAGAAUCAUACAAGGUUGAUGAAAGAGGAAUGAGGUGGUUCUACACUGGUGACAUUGGGAGAUUUCAUCCAGAUGGAUGCCUUGAAAUCAUUGAUCGUAAGAAGGACAUUGUUAAACUGCAGCAUGGAGAAUAUGUCUCCUUGGGAAAGGUUGAGGCAGCUCUUAUUGUGAGCCCCUUUGUGGACAAUAUCAUGGUUCAUGCUGAUCCUUUCCAUAGUUACUGUGUGGCACUUGUGGUGGGUUCUCAGUCCGCAUUGGAAGAAUGGGCUUCAAAGCAAGGAAUUUCUUAUCAUGAUUUUUCAGAACUGUGCUCGAAAGAAGAAACUGUGAAGGAGGUUCACGCAUCACUUGUAACGGAAGCAAAGAAGGCUCAUUUGGAGAAAUUUGAGAUUCCUGAAAAAAUUAAAUUGCUUUCUGACCCAUGGACUCCAGAGUCUGGCCUAGUCACUGCUGCUCUCAAGCUCAAAAGAGAGACCAUCAAAAAGAAUUUACAGGAAGAACUUUCCAAGUUGUAUGCUUCAUAGGCUAAGGAUAAGGACCCAUUUGAUCUUUUUCACACUCACCCUUUUUAAUUGCUUCAAGCAAAGGGUUGAGGUGAGGAGAGGUUUUGUAUUUUUAUUUUCCAUCACUAAUUCUUUUUAUUUUUCCAUGUUAAGUUAAUCAUGCAUAAUGAGGGGCUACUGCGAGAAGAAGGCCAAUAUGUGUUGACUUUACUUGAAUUGUUCUGAUGUAAAGUGAUGAACUUUAUUGGACCUGUUAUUAUGCUGUAUCAGUUUUCCAAUUUUAAGGGUUCCUCAGUAAGUAGUGAGAAUUCAAAAGUAUGCACAUUUUUCAGUUG
Molecule: messenger RNA, 2607 nt
Organism: Abrus precatorius (Indian licorice)
Lineage: Eukaryota; Viridiplantae; Streptophyta; Magnoliopsida; Fabales; Fabaceae
Product: long chain acyl-CoA synthetase 9, chloroplastic
Exons: 11
Coding region: 206-2293 (695 amino acids)
Cellular component (GO): membrane; endoplasmic reticulum
Molecular function (GO): long-chain fatty acid-CoA ligase activity
Source: RefSeq, a predicted model, not a curated record